This is a messenger RNA of Penicillium nucicola, 1212 nucleotides long. Its product is annotated as 25S rRNA (uracil2634-N3)-methyltransferase. Gene Ontology annotation, biological process: rRNA base methylation. Gene Ontology annotation, cellular component: cytoplasm. The coding region runs from base 1 to 1212 and encodes 403 amino acids. The record is from RefSeq and is a predicted model, not a curated record. Gene Ontology annotation, molecular function: rRNA (uridine-N3-)-methyltransferase activity. The transcript has 2 exons. NCBI's taxonomy places the organism in Eukaryota, Fungi, Ascomycota, Eurotiomycetes, Eurotiales, Aspergillaceae.
AUGCCUCGCAACAACAAGAAACUCAAAGGAGCUCCUGCUCCAGCCCGCUCCCGUGGUCCUGGCAAGCCUUCUGUUCAGCCUUCUCACCUUCCCAAGGGACAGAAUGUAAAUGGUCAGGGUCAGGGUCAGGGAAAGGGUCAAGACAUGGAAACAGUCGCUAAGAAGGGUUCUGUGCAGGCGAAUCAAAGGCCUAUUGUUCCUUUUUUGAGGAAGGAUCGCGUCCUGCUUGUUGGUGAAGGAGAUUUCUCAUUCGCCCGCUCUCUGGCAACACAAUACAAAUGCCGCAAUCUAUGCGCAACAUGCUACGAUUCCAAAGAAACACUGGAAGGCAAAUACCCGCAUGUGCAAACCACCAUCCAAACAAUUCUAGAAUCCGGCCAAAAAUCCAAGAAAGACACAGAAAUCGAAUCAGAAGAGAAGAACGACAACGACAAGGAUAACGACUCGACACCCACCCAAAAGGCCCCCAAAGUCCUCUUCUCAGUCGAUGCCCGCAAGCUCGGCAGUCCUGGCGGCGGUGCUAAAGAAAUCCGCACAGGCUUCCUCCGCCAUGAACGCAGACGACCGGGCUGGUUCCAGCCCAAAACUCCCGAUGCGCCUUAUCUGCCUGGUGGACCGUGGGAUGUGAUCUGUUUUAAUUUCCCUCAUGUCGGCGGCCUUUCGACGGAUGUCAAUCGCCAGGUUAGGGCCAAUCAGGAGUUGUUGGUUGCUUUCUUCAAGGCUUGUGUGCCUCUUCUUUCUAAGGCGCCGCCGCUUAUGGAUGCCGAUGAGGACGAGUGGGAGGUAUCUGAGUCUGAGGACGAGGAUGACGACGAGGAUGAGGAUGAAGAUGAAAAUGGUGAAGAGGGUCAGGCUGGUGAUGAGACGACUGGGAAGGGCAUUCGGACUGGGCCUGGUCAGAUUCUGGUUACUUUGUUCGAGGCGGAGCCUUAUACGCUUUGGAAUAUCAAGGAUCUGGCGAGACAUGCUGGGUUGAUGGUUGUUACCAGUUUCCGGUUCCCGUGGGCUUCGUAUGAGGGAUACUCGCAUGCGCGAACGAUUGGGGAGAUUGAAGGGAAGAAUGGGGAGAGAGGUGGGUGGAGGGGGGAGGAUCGGGAUGCGAGGAUGUAUGUCUUUGAGGUGAAGGAGAAGCCCAAGUGGAAGCAGAAGCCCAAGUUCAACAAGAAGACGCAGAAGAGGGAGAGAGAAGGCUCAUCUAGUGAUAGCGACUAA